CAUAAGCAGGCGUACUUUCAGAGUAGGCUACUGCACUGAAGAGCUGCGUUCAUUUGAGCUGCACUCGUUACCUUACAGCUUUUAACUGACUUUCAACUGUUUCAUCCCAACAUCAUUCCUUCUAAAACAGUGGCUAUAAGAGAGCCGGAUCUGAUGGACAAAGGACCAAUUUAAACACUUUGAUUGAAAAAAAUAUUACUUUGGAUACCAGGGAGCUAAGGAAACCACCAUUCCAGACUUAUAUUUGUACAGUACUUGCCCCUCUACUGAGCCACUUGAGAUUCAAAACCCAUACAUCGGACAUCACAAAUAUGAAAAUAAAUACCAAAUAGGAGUACAUCACUAUACAGAAGAUCCUUACAGUGGAAUUAAACACCAUACUUUCACGGGAAACUGUAUAUCUGAGGCUAUUGCUGUUGGAUCUGGGAGUUUACAGUCAUGUCUCCAUUCCUGAGGAUUGGUUUUUCGAGUUUUGAGAUGGACCCUGGGCUUGCCUACCAUGAAGAAGUACUCAAUCCAUACUGUGCGGUCUACAUGAAAGAGGCUGUGGAGACUGAAAAGGGUCAGAUGUACAAACAGAAGCGGCCCACCAUGUAUCCCCCCUGGAGCAGCACGUUUGACGCUCACGUCCACAGAGGACGAGUAAUGCAUGUGGUGGUCAAGGACAAGACGGCUGAGCUAAAGACGGAGGCUACUGUUCAACUCGACACCCUCGCUUCACGCUGUAAGAAAGAGAAUGGCAAACUGGAGAUCUGGGUGGAACUGAAGCCACAGGGUCGUUUACUGAUGGAAGCGCGGUAUUUUUUGGAGAGGAGUGACGCUGCGGGUCAUGGUGAAGGAAAUGGAGAAACCGAACGGGAAAAAGAUGGGGUGUUCGCACUGCAUCACAGACGAGGAGCCAUCAAACAGGCCAAAGUUCAUGUGGUCAAAUGUCACGAGUUUACCGCAACCUUUUUCCCUCAGCCGACUUUCUGUUCAGUCUGCAAGGAGUUUGUCUGGGGCCUGAAUAAACAAGGAUAUCAGUGUCGGCAAUGCAAUGCUGCCAUCCAUAAAAAGUGUAUCGACAAAGUCAUCGCCAAAUGCACAGGCUCAGCAGUAAACAGUAAAGAAACCAUGAUCCAUAAGGAACGUUUUAAGAUUGACAUGCCUCACAGGUUUAAAGUGUAUAACUACAUGAGCCCAACAUUCUGUGAGCACUGUGGAACCUUGUUGUGGGGUCUUGCUCGGCAGGGCCUUAAAUGUGAAGAGUGUGGCAUGAACGUUCACCAUAAAUGUCAGAGGAAAGUAGCAAACCUUUGUGGCGUCAACCAGAAGCUAAUGGCAGAGGCCCUGGCUAUGAUUGAGAGCACUCAACAGCAGGCUCGCAGCUCUCGGGAUAAUGAGAUUGCUGGUCGAGAGGGUCCAGUGGGCGUAAGUCAGGCAGGGGUCAUUAGAGAGCCUUCAGGCCACUUACCAACAUCACCCCUCACGCCUGCACCACCUCUACCACGCAAAGAGCAUCAAGGUAUUUCAUGGGACACUCCGGCUGAGGGCCGCAGGCCAAGUCUUGAACAGUCUGAACCCCUGUACGCCACCCCACGCAAAGAGCAUCACAAAUUCAACCUAGAUAAUUUUACUCUACAUAAGAUGCUGGGCAAGGGAAGCUUUGGAAAGGUAUUCCUGGCUGAGCUGAAAGGCACAGGGCAGUUUUUUGCAGUAAAGGCCCUGAAGAAAGAUGUUGUUCUGAUGGAUGAUGAUGUUGAAUGCACUAUGGUGGAGAGGAGAGUGCUGUCUCUGGCCUGGGAACACCCCUUCCUCACACACCUCUACUGCACCUUCCAGACCAAGGAAAAUCUUUUCUUUGUGAUGGAGUACUUAAAUGGGGGCGACUUAAUGUUCCACAUCCAGGCCUGCCACAGAUUUGACCUCCCACGGUCCACGUUCUAUGCAGCUGAGAUAGUUUGUGGGCUGCAGUUUCUACAUUCUAAAGGCAUUGUGUACAGAGAUCUUAAGCUGGAUAACAUUUUGCUAGACAUCGAUGGUCACAUCAAGAUCGCCGAUUUUGGAAUGUGUAAAGAGAACAUUUCUGGAGAAGCUAGAACGUGCACCUUCUGUGGAACACCAGACUAUAUUGCUCCUGAGAUUCUGCUUGGGCAGAAAUAUGGGACUUCUGUAGACUGGUGGUCAUUUGGUGUCCUUCUUUAUGAGAUGUUGAUUGGCCAGUCCCCAUUUCAUGGCCAUGACGAGGAAGAGCUGUUUCAGUCGAUUCGCACAGAUGACCCGUGCUACCCACGCUGGUUAACUAGAGAUGCACGGGACAUUCUUGUAAAGCUAUUUGUCCGGGAACCAGAGCGAAGGCUGGGUGUGAAAGGAAAUAUACGACAGCAUGCGUUCUUCAGAGACACGGACUGGAACGCACUAGAGAAACGACAGGUGGAGCCGCCCUUCAGGCCUACUGUGAAAUCAGCAAGUGACUGUAGUAACUUCGAUAAGGAGUUCAUAAACGAGAAGCCUCGACUUUCCGUCACAGACUGUAUCAUGAUCAACAGUGUGGACCAGACCAUGUUCAACAACUUCUCCUUCAUCAACCCCGCCAUGGCCCGUCUCAAGAGCCCCUGACUCACAAACAAACAAAAGACACUUGUGCAAAUACUGUGAAAAAGGCCAAAACAAAAGGCAAACACUCACCUGAAUAACAUAACAGCCUCUAGUCAACCUCAAUUAUAUACAGUAUUAUAUAAUUAUAUAAUAUAAGAUGUAUAUUGUUAUUAUGAUAUUAUUUGGUGCCUCCUUGCCUUUUUGUGAGGUACAAUGCAAAAAAACAUAUGAACUAGCAAAAGAAGAAUGUGUUGGUUCUCAAAAACUAACAUAAAUAAGGUACUAAUGAGUAACAUAUCUUGUAUUGCCUAAUUCAAUUUUUUUCUUCAGUUUCCAAAUGUACUUAGUGGUUUUUCAUUCCUUACCUGAAUUAAUCAUUUUUGAACGAGUUGAAGUGAAUGGGGUCUUGUCGCCUCCUACUGGUUUAAUGAUAUAACAGAAAAAUCCCCACCGCUACUGCUUAAAUGUACAGACUGUCCGGAAAUGUAGAAUU
Molecule: messenger RNA, 3070 nt
Organism: Sinocyclocheilus anshuiensis
Lineage: Eukaryota; Metazoa; Chordata; Actinopteri; Cypriniformes; Cyprinidae
Gene: prkcq
Product: protein kinase C, theta
Exons: 19
Coding region: 439-2598 (719 amino acids)
Biological process (GO): protein phosphorylation
Molecular function (GO): ATP binding; diacylglycerol-dependent serine/threonine kinase activity
Source: RefSeq, a predicted model, not a curated record